GAGAUAUUAGGGGAAACCGUGUUACAUAUGGCUGGGCGGGGACUGUCGCCUAAGAUGGUUCGAUUUCUACUUAAUAAAGGAGCCGAUGUGAACGCUCUGGACAACAGCGGCCGAACAGCUCUCAUGGAAGCGGCUCUGUGGGGUCGGAUACAAAAUGUUCUCGUCUUGUUAGAACAUGAGGCCGACGUGUCUAAGAAGUGUAUCGAUCACAAUCAACUUCUGUCUGCUGCGGACUUUGCAAAACCGUUGGAGGAGGACGCAAAGAAAUGGAGGAGGCGCACGGGUGGUGAUAGGACGUCCGCGCCUACUGCUGAGGAAGAUACAUCUGCUGAGGAUAAGGGUCGCAGAGCUAUUGUACGCCUUCUUGAAGAAAAGGAAAGGGAGCCAGGUUUAUACCAGCUAGACGGAUUUGAAUUUCAAAGACCAUCUAACGACUGGAAGACACUGUCCCUAAUAACCUCCUACAGUCUCCAGACCGAGUGGAAGACAGUGGCACGUAUGAUCCGCGGCAAGGGGCUUCCAGAAAUCGCUACCAUGAGCGAACCUCGGGAGGACAAAGACCGGGGCAAACCGGGGCAGUACCAUGCUUCCCACGUGGAGAAGCAGCUAAUCGCAUAUUUUGUUGAUAAGCACCUAUUUCUAGAACUGCACAAGCCUAAGGAGUUGGUGGUUGUAUUACUUUUUUCGGGGCUCACUGUGGAGGAAGAGGCCGAAAAUAAGCCGACUUCGGACCUAGAGAAAGCAUCCCCGAAAGGUUCUUGGGAAGAGGCUCUUAUAGUGGUCAGCACCCUUCUACGAAAUCGUUGCUUGGACUCGUCAUGUAAUGUGCGUCCGAAAGACACCUCGCCGUAG
Daldinia caldariorum is the source of this 852-nucleotide messenger RNA. RefSeq lists its product as uncharacterized. Bases 28 to 852 code for a protein of 274 amino acids. Gene Ontology annotation, molecular function: protein binding. The transcript has 3 exons. The record is from RefSeq and is a predicted model, not a curated record. NCBI's taxonomy places the organism in Eukaryota, Fungi, Ascomycota, Sordariomycetes, Xylariales, Hypoxylaceae.